This is a messenger RNA of Polistes canadensis, 5946 nucleotides long. Its product is annotated as proteasome activator complex subunit 4B-like. The record is from RefSeq and is a predicted model, not a curated record. Lineage: Eukaryota; Metazoa; Arthropoda; Insecta; Hymenoptera; Vespidae. Gene Ontology annotation, molecular function: proteasome binding; peptidase activator activity. Gene Ontology annotation, biological process: proteasomal ubiquitin-independent protein catabolic process. The coding region runs from base 244 to 5814 and encodes 1856 amino acids. Gene Ontology annotation, cellular component: nucleus; cytosol. The transcript is spliced from 12 exons.
UUAUUAUUCGUAUGAUGGCAAUUAUGUCAUAUUGGAAGGGUAAAUCUUUACCAACCUAAACUAUCAAAUAUGGUUCCUACCAUGAAUAACAUGACUUGAUAAAAAUGAGUAAGAAUAAAGACAUUGCAACUAAUUUAAUACAGUGAUAUUGCAUUGUAUUGUGUGCACUUUAACAAAGAGUAGACCUGUGAAAUAGAUCAUCAAUAAUUUUCAAUUUUAAUUAAGAAGAAAUUCAUCCCAAAAAUGGACAUUGACUAUGUUCAAGAUUUGAAAGAUUCAAAUAUGAAUAAAAAUAGUAAUUCAAAAAAAUUGAAAAAAUAUCAAAUGGAACAUAUUCAUAAUAAAUUAUUACCUUAUUAUGAAGAUUUAGAAAUUGAAUCUGAGACAAUGUUGGCUGAUAUUAAAGGAAAUUUAGGACAAGCUGUUAUGUACCGUGAAAUAGAACCUGGAUGUUUAUUAUGGACGAAGAGAUUAAAUAAAUAUAUAAAAUUAUAUAGCUUCAAGUUCAGCAAAGAAGAUCAUAUAUAUUUUGUUAAAUUAUAUUACGAAUUAAUUACUAUACCAGAUAUCGAUCCGUGUCAAAUAAGAGAAUUUGGAAAUAUGUUAAUUCUAUUGUUAAAAAAGAAAAGAUUACUUUCUCCAGAUGAUUUGAUACUUCCAUGGAGACCUAUAUACGAAUUAAAUAAAAAGAUACUAUGGAGAGCGACAACAGCUUUAGGAAUGUAUCAUUACCAUCCACUUUUACCACAUUCAUUAGCAUCCUUGAUACGUUUAUGCAAAAUUUAUUUUCCAUUAAAUGCAACUCAAGAAAUCUUAGACGAAUUCAGGCCAAUGAUAUGUCCGUUUAAUGACAACUUUAUGAAUAUCUUUAAAACGAUAGAAAAUUUUUUACCGGUGCAAUUACCACCACAACAUCAUUCGCUAGGACACCAAUUAUGGUUCCAUGAAUUUAUGAACUUAUGGAAUGUAUGUCAUAAUGGAGCUUCGUGGGAACCUGAAAUGAUGAUCUUAAUGGCUACAUUAGCAUCUGAAAAUAUUGGAUAUAUCGAUUGGGAACCGUACAUACCUCUCAUGUUUGCUAGAUUUGUACGGUGUUUCAAUUUACCUGUUGCGUAUAAACAAACGCAAGACAUUAAAACUCAUAAAAUGGAGACGUUAGCUAUAGCUCUAUGGAUAGUGUCCGUUUUGGGUAAUAAAUCUAGGGCACAAAUAUAUCUUGAAAAAUUUUUAAAAAGUAUAGAAACGUAUUUCCAAGCGGCCAAUAUUGGUAAAUGGUCUGGAAAAUUGAAAGAAUUCCUUACAAAGUUACCAUAUCGUUUUAUUUUACGCAUUCAUAAAGAGAGAUAUGCCAAACGAACGUGGGAAACACCAAUUCCUGACGAGUACAAAUUAACCGAUGAAGAUAUAGACAUUUUUGUUAAGAGCAUGAUGCCUCUAGCUAUGACAGCAAUGUUUAACAGAUUAAAUUCUACUGAUCCUUGUUUAGCUUUACAGUAUCUUGCUAAUAUGAGACCUAAUUUAGUGAUACCGCAGGUCGUUGAUAGAAUGUAUGCUACGUUAGAUUCUCUCACAGAACCUCAUAAACUCACGGCAGCUAUGGUUAGUAUGGUAGCUAUAGCUAAGCCCAUGGUGCAAGGAUCUAGAAAUAUAAAUAAAGGAUAUACAUAUGCGGAAGGUCCAAUGCACGUCGUACCUAUUUUAUUUUCACUUCUUCCUGGUAUAGAUCCAAACGAUAUUGGAAAGUGUGUCGUUACAUUACGUUUAAUUUCCGUAUACGCUCUUUUAAUACCCUUCGUUGAUUCGUCAAAAUCAUCUGCAAUAGCAGACGAAGAAGAAAGAUUGAUAUGUGAAAUGACGUCGCGCUUUGAAGAUUUUAUUCUGCAAUUUUUAGAUAGAAUAUUUACAUUUAUAGACACCAGUUCGUUAGACUUUAUAAGACCUGAAAAUAAUCACGGUGGUGGUAGAAGCAAAUUAGAAAUUUUAGCGGAAGAAGUUGUAGAAACUGUUUUCUCAACUUUAUUACUUAAAACUAGCGAUGCAAUAUUUCUAAGUGCUUUACAUAAAUUACGCGUAUUCGUAAGCGAACGUAUUUUAGAGACAAAGGUCGCCGGUGAAUUGGUAGCUGUUAUUUGUCGGGUUUUUGCAAAUAUUAAUGGUCAAGAAACGCUACGUGCUUUGGUACCAUUUUUAUCUGAAACGAUAUUAAAUAUAGUCGGUGAAGGUGAUGAUGUUUUAAUGGAAGAAAAUUUAGAUAAUCGUUUAUUAUACUCGAUGCUUUUGUUAUCCGCAAUAACUCAAACACCCGGUAGAAAUUUAUUACCUUAUAUGAAUACUUUCGUGGAGAUUCUCGACAAAGUAUUGUUAUUAGAAUCGAAAGAAGGAAAUUAUUAUGCUUGUCGAUUACUUAAAUGUUUACUUAGUUCAUUAAGUACAUUGGACAUUUAUCAAUUUAAAACUCACGGAAGGGAUUUCAAUGAUCCGGAAUAUCCUUACACUAGAAAUUGGGGUGAAGAAGUAGAUAUUAAUUCUAUUCAAAUAGAUUGGUUCAUUCCUGGCAAAGAAGAAUUUGAAAUGGUUAAAAAAAUAUUCUUCAGAUAUUUGCCACGGCAAUUAGAAAUAUUACAGAAUUAUUGUCAAGAUUGGAAUUUUUUGUCGAGAGAGAAGCUCCUGGCCGUUCUGAAAAUUGUAAACGUUAUUAUUAAAGGGUGCGAGCAUUUCUUACCAUUUUGGGAAGAACCUCUGCUUCCUUGCGUCGAAUCAUCAUUAAAAUGGACAUCGUUUAAUCCAACUUGUGGGGAAAGAAUUGAAAUAGUUAUGCCCGAUGGAAGUAACGUGAAGAAAUAUUUAAUUAAUAUAUUUAGUAAUCUGCAAAACGUAUUAUUAAAAAAUGUCGAGGAUGAAACGAGAUGUUUGUACAGUUUGGUGCUUAUAUGGGAGUUUUUAUUAUUAGGCGAGAACCGUUUGCAGGAUCUUUACGAGGAAAGACAAAAAAAAUUGAAAAGAACCCAAAAUUUGUUGAGCGACAAAUUGGUGAGAAAUAAAAAACGCAUGGAACAUAUUAUAUUGCAACAGGCUAUUAUUCAACACGAGACACGGCUCCAAAUGAAAUCGCACAAGUUCACGGAAACCCAUAAAAAUAUAAUGUUAGAACUUUUAGUGUUAGCUACUAGCAGAUAUGCCAAUGUACGCAACAAAGCACAAUUUGCUCUUAUUUCUGGUCUCUUAACAUUUCCAUUAUCGUAUACGUUCAUUGUUCCCCAUUUAAUCAAUGUUUUGGAAAAAGAUACCGAAAUACAUCACGAUGCUUACAAGGGAGUUUUAUAUAUUUUACAUCGUCCGUUAAACGAUCCUCUUAUAAUACAACGUAAUUGGCAUAUGUUGCGAUCAUUAUGGCCAAAAUUAAUUCUUUCCAAACCGUCAGAGAAACUUUCGGUGAUACGAUUAAAAGAACAAUUAAUUGAUACGAUGAAAAAUAAGUAUCAAAAUAUCUCCAUUGAAUUAGAAAUACCGGAUAGAUGUGUUACGGCUGCAUCUAAAUUAUGGGAUCAUUUUCCGUAUCCUACAUUAUCACGACCUAAUGAAAAUGAAAUACAAAGGGGUAUAGAAAGAUUGAAAGAAACGUCUCGAUCUAAUUUAGAGGCAUAUUAUGGACUUGUGGAUGAUUUAUUAAAUGCUAUUCUCGAAACAAAUCUUCAUUGGAGACAUAGAUUAAUGUCUAUGGAUUUUAUACGAUUAUUGACCAACGAAAAUCAUAUAUUUUCGUCAAAGGCAGUGAGAUAUUUUCUAGAAACAUUAAUUCACGAUUCGUUAGACGAAAGGAAGAUAGCGAUACGUAUCAUUGUUUAUAUACUCAGACAACAAAAAAGAAAACAUCCAAAAAUAGCUGUUCCUAUAACAGAUAUAUGUAAAAAAGAAUUGUUAUCUGAUGUUGUGAUACCAGGAGAAAGGGCAGACAAUGCGUGGUUACAAUACGAUUACAAUACGCGUCCAACGACAUCAAAACAAUGGGACGAACGAAGAUUUAUUCAUCGUCCAAAUGUUGGUUAUUAUACAUGGCCAAAAAUGAUAGAAUUUUAUGCGCCGUCAUCGGAACAACCAACUCUUGAUACUAAAAUCCGUAAAUUCACUGAUCAAGAGAUGGAGGUCGAACGUUUCUUUGAUAAUCCUCAGAACGUUGAAAAACUUAUUGAAUUUUAUAGUAUAGAAGAGAAAAAGGAUAAAGAUAGAUAUAAUUGUUACAAGUAUCUCUUAUUUAAAAGUAUAUUUCGCAAUCAUGGAAUUACUCCUUUAAAACAUUUCGUACCGCAUUUACAUGCAUUGGUUAAAGAUAAACAAGAAAGUAAACAAAGAUGUGCAACCGAAAUAAUUUCUGGUAUAAUUCAAGGAUCAAAACAUUGGCCUUUUGAAAUGAUUUGCGAAAUGUGGAAUGAACUAUUACCGAUAAUAAGAUUGGCAUUGGAUAAUCUAACAGCGGAAACUAUUUUAGAUUGGACUACGAGUAUAUCGCUUUCUAUGCAUUGUAGAGAUCCAAAUAGACAACAUUGGUUAUUAGAAUGCUUGAUGGAAGAACCUUCUUUAGGAGAAUUUGAAUCAUCAUUUAUAGAAUCUGGACGUUUGUGCGUUUUACAAGGGGUUCUUAUUUUCCAACCAUGGCGUUUAUCUCAAUUGAUGCAACGUUUGUUAGUCCGUUUAGAAAAUAGAUUAUUAACUAAUCCGUUUAAAAAUUUAAGGGACCGAAUAGGUGCAUUAUUAUUUGUCGUAUUUGAAGCGGAUCUUAGAUUUCCAGUAUCUUAUCCGAAUCGAGCGAUACCACAAGCACAACAUUUCAUAGAUAAAAUAAUUCCUAAAUUGCAAUUACUUGCAGAAAAUUCAGAGGAAUUGAUUAACGAGAAUAAACAAUCUUUAACGUCGAGUACGGCUAACGAUCUCAAGUCCGAUGAUUCUGUAAAUAAAACCAAAUUGGAUAUGAACGAACGCGAAGCAACUAUUAGAUUGCUCAAAAUUAUUUGUAAAUGGAUUGCACAAUUUGUUUGUAAAUCACCAAGCGGUGCAUUGCCAGAAUUUUAUCAAUUGUUUCCUAUCAUUUGUCAAAUGGAAAAUUAUGAAACGGAUGACGAAUUGGUUCAAAUCUGUACCAAUUCUUUAUCUUUACUUGCGCAAUCGAUCAUAUUACCAAACGACAUGCCUAUAGUUUUAGAUGCAAUUGUCAAAAUGUCUAAAAAUGUAUCAUGGUCGGCGAGAGAUACUUGUCUGGAAUUUCUUCAAACUUCGAUUUUUUAUAACAUGAGCAUAGUACUAAUGAAAGAUGAAUGGGUAAAUUGUAUUAAAAAUGUUGUUAUCAAUUUAUUAGAAGACAUUCGUUUGGAAGUUAGAGAAAAAGCUGGACACGUUCUUGGUGGAUUAUUACAUUGUGGUUUUAUACCAGAUCAAAAUGCUUUAUUGGAACAAUUUAAACUUAAAGCCAAGACAAAAUUGCAUAAAAGAGGUCGUUUGAUGCCUAAUAAAACAGAAGCGGAAAGGAACGCGAAUGUGGAUGCAUUACGUUUGCGACAUGCAGGAGUAUUAGGACUUUGUGCAUUUAUUCGUGCACACCCAUACGAUAUACCAGAUUAUUUGCCACCAAUUUUUGAACAUCUUGACGUUCAUUUGAAUGAUCCUCAACCUAUACCGACAACCAUAAGAAAAGUAUUAGGUGACUUUAAUAGAACACAUUAUGAUGGAUGGAACGGUAUAAAUGGGCACGCGCAACACUUUACAGAACGGCAACUAACUAUGUUGCAAGAUUUAUUAAUACCACCUUCAUAUUACGCGUGACUGUUAAAUAAAAGCUUAGUAAAUAUUUUCUCUUUAUAUUUAUAUAAACAAUAUCUAUUUAUUUUUAUUUAAAAAUUUCAUCGAUAUCGUCAAAGCAAUAUCUUAUAAUUAUUUAUAAAAACAAAAAAGAAA